Caenorhabditis briggsae is the source of this 2040-nucleotide messenger RNA. The coding region runs from base 1 to 2040 and encodes 679 amino acids. NCBI's taxonomy places the organism in Eukaryota, Metazoa, Nematoda, Chromadorea, Rhabditida, Rhabditidae. Gene Ontology annotation, biological process: canonical NF-kappaB signal transduction; positive regulation of neurogenesis; negative regulation of extrinsic apoptotic signaling pathway via death domain receptors. The record is from RefSeq and is a predicted model, not a curated record. The transcript has 8 exons.
AUGCCUCGAGUGAGCGAAAGAGAAGAUGCCAACGAAAUUUUCCGUUUUAUCUUCAAUUCCGGAUGGGAGAUCACGAAAGACAUUUCUGCGCUGAUUGCGAGAAAAUUGGAAGUCAGUGUGGUUUUUUUGAGUCGACAGGGAGACAUAAGCAAGUUGUAUGAUAUGAUGCAGAGACUGAAAUUGAGGAUUUUAGUGAUCAAAUAUGCAGAAACCGAACCUCCAACGUCCAUUAUGGACUUUCUGAAUAGAUUAAUUAACCUACCAACCAGACAAGGUUUGCGCACGCUGAGUCUAGACAAUUCAAACUUGGAAUUUCCAGAAAACUGGAUCCUAAAACUUCACCAACUCGUCGCCUUUCUCUCAGCCCUCCAUUUAAGACACAUUCCUCUUCCCAGAAAUGAAUUUUUGAAUCUUUGUAAUAAAUUCAAAAAACUCGAAAGACUGGAAAUUCAUGGGUCCGGCGUGACCAGUCUUCAAGGAAUCCGACAACUUCAACUACUGGAAGUCCUUCGGAUAGGAGACGUGAAAAUUGAAAGCUCUCAAGCAAUGAUGGAUAUUUUUGAGUUGCCAAAAUUGCGAGUUUUGAAUUUGGGAUUGUAUGAUUCAAAAAAAUACCACCCAAGUUCUCAACCAUUCUCCCAAAAUCUGAAAUUCUUUGUGGCUUGCGAAAGGACUCUUCCAGCAUUAGAAAUCAUUGAUUGCUUUCAAAAUGCUGUGGAUUUCUGCGACAUUGUGAAACUAGUACAAUCACAUAACACAUUGGAAGUUGUGGGUUGCUUAUGUAUUAGUCUAAAGGCAGAUCGGAUUCCAUUAUUUCCAGCACGUGCUGUAAAAUUUUUGACAACGCAAUCAAUUGAUAAAUGCCAUGAAGCGUUCGAUUUCUACACUAAAAACGAACAUUUUCCCGAUCAUGCAGUACUUUCGAAGAUUUUUGAUAGCUUGGACGAAUAUUUUAAAUCUCUAUGGGGUGAAGAUCUGAAGCGGGAAUCGAGGAGAUGUUUGCAAAAAUGUUUGGCUCUUCGACUAGUGGAAAUUGAAUCUAAGGAAAUCGAUUUUGCCUCCAUUUGGUUCCUGCAAUUGUUCAUAAACACCGAUUCCUCAUUCGACGAGUUCGGUCCUGAGCAGAUCAAAGAAAUUGGACGCAUACUCCUCGAAGUGUUGAAGAAAAAUCCUUCCGGAGAAACGGAAAUGGACCAUUUCAUUCGUUACUCGGCAUGGUUUAUUUUAGUUAAAUUUGAAAUGUUAUCCAUGAAUCCACAAAUCGAACGAGAACUUUUUCAAUUGACCGUGGAGACUAUCAGAAGAUCUCAAAGUUUUGCGGAUUACACAUUUCAUGGGGCUCUUUGUGUUUUUAAGCGAUUCAUAAGCGAGCACAAUACAGCUGUUGAGCGCACAAAUGACGAUAAUUCGUUCAAAAAUCAUCUGAUUCAAAUGGCGACAAGUUUGAAUUUUGCUGAGGUUCAAAUGAAAUAUCCAAAGAAUUUAUUCUACGAUUUUGAACUCGUUAUUCGGAGCCUUUGUGUUAUGGAAACUGAAAAAGAGUCAAAUGAGGAAUCAAUUCUAUGCCAAAGGAACGCGAUGGGAGCAGUUAUGCAAAAAGCGGCGGAUUUUAAAGAGGACCUUUUGUUGCAAGAGGAAAUGAUCAGCAAUAUUAUCGAAUUCGCGAAUCAUUUGGAUCCCAAAAUUCUGAUAGGACAUUUUAAUAAAAAUGAUUGGGCGUUCAAACAGACUUUAUAUCUUCUCAAUGUGGCAGAAGACCACUCCCAUUUCCAAGAAAUCACAUUCACCUAUCUCCUAAAAGUGAUGCAAUGCGUUCUCGAAGAGCACCUUCUACUCGGAGAAAGUCGAAUUCUUCAAACGAAACCAACAGUUGACUCGAUUUUGGAUGCCUGUGUGGAAUAUCAAAAAAGUGAGGGUGCCGAUGAUUUGGAAAUAAUCAAAUGGAUGCGAAGGCAACAGGAUAAGCCACUAGUUGCGGAAUUCGCCUAUUGGUAUAUGAUAGCCUAUGAUCAAGAGAAUGGAAGGGAGGAUGUCGGAUAG